Messenger RNA from Magallana angulata, 3964 nucleotides. RefSeq names its product L-fucose kinase-like. Gene Ontology annotation, biological process: GDP-L-fucose salvage. Lineage: Eukaryota; Metazoa; Mollusca; Bivalvia; Ostreida; Ostreidae. The record is from RefSeq and is a predicted model, not a curated record. The coding region runs from base 68 to 3334 and encodes 1088 amino acids. Gene Ontology annotation, molecular function: ATP binding; fucokinase activity. The transcript has 28 exons.
AGCACUCAUGAGUUCCUGUGUUGAAAACAAUCAUAUGACAACCUGAGAAACUUGUUUAGCCUCCGGAAUGUCAGCUUCAGAAGUAAGAUGGACUGCCAUAGUCUUAACAACUUCUAUCAAGGAAUGGGCAUAUGCAUUUCAAAAAGAGCUGGAGCUAAGACAAGCAAAAGGAUACAUUCACAAAGAUGUAAUUUUGUUAACUGUGGAGGAUCCAAAAUCCAAUGUAGGGAGCGGAGGUGCCACGGUCAAUGCUCUUUUGACAAUCACAGAGUACAUUAGUGCCCAACAAGGCCAUUCAGUUAUUAGUGCAGAGGUUCUUGAGCAGUCAAAAAUCCUUAUAUUACACAGCGGUCGGCAGUAUCCAUAUGACCAGUGCGGAAGGGCUUUUGUGACUUUACCUGCCUCAUAUGUUACACCUGAAUAUGAUGGAUUGAUCUGCAAUAUAGACAUCCUUAUCAAAAAUAUCACUGAAAAGUUGGCUGUAAAGUCUGGACCAGGACUAUGGGUCAGCAGUACAGACAUGUUUCUCUCCCUUCCCAAGGAAUGUGACAUUCCCUGGAAGAACUGUGAUGCCUGUGCCAUUACUGUUCCUGCUUCACCACAGUACUGCAAACGCCACGGAGUCUAUAAAAUUGACAAAGAGGGCUUUAUUGAAAACAUUCUCUAUCAGAAAGAUGUAGGCAGCUUAGAGUGCUGUGAAAUUAAGGAUGGACAGGUUCCUGUCGUCUGUUCUGUGGUAUUCUUUAACUACGCGAUUGCUCAGAAGUUUCUGGCAUUCCAUGUCAAGCCGCCUCUGGAUGCGUGUACGUACAUGGGGUUGGACAGUGGAGAACUGCCAAUCCAGCUAUCUUUAUUCUUUGAUGUGAUGAUGCCAAUGGCUACAGGAGUGACUGAGGCCGAUUUUGUAGAUGGCAAGUGGAGCAGAGCUGGCUCAUCCGGUGAUUCAGAAACUCAAAGAAGGAUGAGGAAAGCAAGGUCAUUGCUAUGGAAAGAGCUUGGAGAAUACAAGAUAUGGGCAUGUUUAGUGGAAUCUGGACAAUUCCAUUAUCUAUCUGGGGAGGCCCAGGAUCACAAAAAAUUGAUACAGAUCUGUCCAUACAGUAAUAAUUUUCCAGAAAAGGCAUUUAAUUGGUCCAACAGAACACAUUCAUAUAUUGAGUCUAGCUGUGUAACAGAUGAAAACAAUACGACAAUCAUGAACAGUGCCCUCUAUGGGAAUGUUACCGUGGGAGACAAAUCUGUAGUCUCUUGUUGUAAGAUACGUGGCAGUGUCACCAUUGGAAAAGACUGCUAUGUAGCCGGCCUCAAAGUGGAGAACUUUAAGAAAAUGAUAUCUAUUGAUGAUUACAUGGUUGUGCAAUCCUUUAAUGUUCACCUACAGACUCUUGGGAUUACAAGAGAUAUUCUGACCAUUCAUGGUAGAUAUGACAAAAUUCAGGUUCCGCACUGGAAGAGCGCCAACACCUUCUGUAAUCUCCCUAUAGUGGUCUGGAUGACAAAGACAGGGAUAAUCAAGGAAGAUUUAUGGCACACAGAUGUUGAUAAUGAUGACCAGACCAUGUUUGAAGCGAAACUUUUCCCCAUUCUCCAUGCAACAGAUGCCAUUGGAUUAGAGGAUUUACUCUGGAUCCAAGGAAUUGUUCAAGACGAGGAUCAUGUCAUUCUCAAAAGGUGGCAGUCAUCCUGGAGAUUGAGCAUGAGAGAAAUCUUGUCUUUUGUGAACGCUGAACAAGAGCUUCAGUCCAGGAGGGAGAUGUUCUAUGAGGUGAAAAAGGAAGAAAUUACAACAGCUCUCAUCCAAAGGCUCCAUAAAGGUUUCCACCCAAUCUACAACAGUGCAGGCAUUGAUGGCUUCUCCCAUGCAAUUCUAGAAAAACUGGAUUCAGUGGCAAAAAGUAGCAAGGGUGACCCAGGUGUAGCUGCAAGGACUCUAGCAAAUAUUGCCGAUGUAUUGGGAUCCAAGGCCGGUCAAAAAGGGGGGUUAAGAAGUGGGCCAGCAGCCAACAAAGCAUGGGCAAAGGCAUUCAAUCUUCUGGAGAAUGGAGAGCUGGAGAGAGGUGUCAAUGCCCUGGCUAAGGAGCGGUCCAAAUGGUUAGAGCGGCCAGACUUGCUGGUGAGGGCUGCUAGACAUUAUGAGGGAGCAGCUCAAAUCCUUAUAAGGCAGGCUGUUAUGACAGCCAAAGAAUUUUUUAAGCCUGAGUCUUGUUCAAUGCCCUUUAUGAAUAAGUGGGUGACGGCUCAGUGCCCCGCCCGUAUAGAUGUCUCUGGGGGGUGGUCAGACACGCCACCCAUCACAUACGAGCAUGGUGGUGCCGUUACCAUGAUCGGGCUACAGAUCAGGGGAAAGCAUCCAGUUGGAGCUAAAGUAAAGAGAAUAGAUGAACCUAAGCUUGUGAUGGUGAUAUUAGGUAACGAUGGUGAGAACACAGAGGUCGUAUGUCGUGACCUCAGUGACCUUGAGGAUUACUACCAACCAUAUAGCCCAGGAGCACUGCUGAAAGCUUCUUUUAUCUGUGCGGACAUUGUGAGUCUAACCUCCCCUCGGUCUCUGAAGGAGCAGUUGAUGGAGGGUUAUGGUGGGGGGUUCGAGAUCCAUAGCUGGUCCGUUCUACCCCAGGGCUCAGGAAUGGGGACCAGCAGUAUCUUGGCAGGGGCUGUAAUGGCUGCUCUUCUGAGGGCUUCAGGGAAAACAUGUGACAAGAAAGGCCUGAUUCAUGCUGUGCUGUACCUGGAACAGCUGCUUACUACUGGGGGAGGGUGGCAGGACCAGGUGGGGGGACUUAUGGGGGGAAUCAAGAUCGGACUGUCUGAGGCCAAACUCCCCAUAGCUGUGGAGGCGGUGGAUCUGAAGGUGUCCGAUGAAGUUAUUCAGAUGGUCAACGAGAGGCUUUUACUGAUCUACACGGGAAAGACCAGACUGGCUCGCAAUCUCUUACAGGAGGUUGUCAGAAACUGGUAUGCUAGAAAUCCAAACAUUGUGGAGACUGAGAAUGCUCUUGUAAUACUGGCACAGGAGUGUGCCCAUGGCUUUAUUGAUGGCAACCUCCAAAAAGUUGGAUCAUGUUUGGACAAAUAUUGGGCAAUGAAGAAGAUACUAGCGCCAGGAUGUGAAACAGCCACCAUUGCUAAGCUAAUGGCGGCCUCAAGACCCUUCGCAUAUGGCAUGUGUAUGGCAGGAGCAGGGGGAGGGGGAUUUCUCUAUGUUUUAACAAAAGACGCAAAUCAUAAACACUUACUGAUGGACAUCCUAAAUACCGUGGAGGGUACAGAGGGGAAAGAGAUUUAUGAAUGCAGCAUAGAUACAGAAGGGUUGGUGCUAUCUGUGGAGGAUUGAAGGAGACCGUGUGGGGAAGAUGGGGGCCAAGAUCACAAGUUAGCUCAACCAGUGGAUUGACCUUUGCCUGAGAUAUGAAUAGCUGUGUGAUUUAAGGAGGCUGGAUGGUUAACAAAUGAACCAUCAGAUCUAGCUUUAAGUUUUUAGAUUGAGUUUUUAAUUAAGCUAUAAAAUUAUUCAGUAAAUAAAAAUUACUUAUAAUUUAGCCUUAAAAUUCGAAAUUUUCUUGUAUCUCUAUACAGAGCUCGACCUCUCCUCUAAAAGGUCAUUAUACCCUAAAUAUGACCUUGACCAUCUAGCCCUUUAAACUGAAGGACAUUUUAUCUCUUUUAUUUAAUAAGCUAUAAAGGAAUGGGAUUGAUUAGAAUUUUGACUGAGUUAUACAUGUAUAUGAAUAUGAUAUGAGCCAUAUUUAAUGCAAGUUUAAAGAAUAGAACGUUUGUGGAAAAUGUUUACAUUUGUAAAGUGUACUGCUGAUUAAAAAAGACAAAUAUCAAACAGCAAUGAUCUUUUUUUUAAUACACACAUUGAACUUUAUAAUCCAUAAUUGUCUUAUGACUAAUGUUGUUUAUAAUACGUAUAAUUAAUUACCAAAUGACAAAAAUGAAUACAUGUUCAUGUACAUGUACA